AUGGACAUUGGAACCCAACUGUAUCCUCCGCGUUUGAUUCGGCCGCCACGCUCUUUUGACGAUCUCUUCAACCAGCUGCAUUUGGUUAGCUGUGCCUCUCCUUCACACCGAUUCCAGGAGAAUAUCCUCUGUCUCGUCUGUGGUCGUCUGCUCUGUGCUCUUUGUGCACACGUCUCGUCGGUCCUCGUUGAGGUACCAGAGCUUAUCUUCCCUUCUCUUUUGGCCUUUUUACAAGAUGUUCAUCUGUUCCCUUUCACCAAAGCCGGUUCAUUAUUGCCAUUAUGGCAAAUUGGUCUAUGUUGA
Molecule: messenger RNA, 303 nt
Organism: Dibothriocephalus latus
Lineage: Eukaryota; Metazoa; Platyhelminthes; Cestoda; Diphyllobothriidea; Diphyllobothriidae
Source: the annotation of a GenBank genome assembly